CAAGAUCAGGAAGAUCAGGAUUCGUUGAAAAUUUUGAAAGUAGCUGGAAAAUGCAACCUUUAUUUGUGGAUGAAGAGCUAUGGCCCCUUCAAGCUCAGUUCUGUUGCGGAGUACGUCGCUUGCAACAAUAGCAGAGGAAGAAUCGCAUCGAGGUUGAAGCUAGAGCAACAGACAUAACCAGCGAGCAAAUCAGAGAGAUGGGCAGUCAGGAGAAAAACUGCAAGGCAUUCCCAUAAUUUCAGUGUUCACUAUGUUAUCAUGUUUUUAGGUGAAAAAUGCAUAAUCCAAAAGAGGGAGCUUAAACAGCAUGGAUUUGUACAGUAUUAGAAAAGCUUAUUUCUUUCCAUUGAGAAAUAUGUCUAAAUACGUUGAAUUGGCAAAAUUUUAAAAUGUGGGGUUGUUCUAGUUCUAGAACGUACCAGAAUGUGGACCUCUGAAUGAAUGCCACAUACUGAGAAAUCCAAAAUAAGAUGAUAUAAAAACAUGAGGUUGAAAAUGAUGAGUUGGUAACUCCGUUGGUGCCAUGGAUUCUAUCCUCUCCUCCUCCACCACUUUCCAACUGAGAAACCCCCUUCUCUCCCUCCACCAACCUCCAUUUCCAUCCUCCAAAAUCACCAUAAACAGGCUCAACAAGUCACAAAGAGCCUUAUCCUCUCCUCCUCACCAGCCUCUCAGAAUAUCUGCAGCUUCACAAUCUGCUGCAACUUCCGCCGCCACGGCUUCUUCCUUCGUGCCAUCUGAAAUGAAGGCAUGGUCCUACUCCGAGUAUGGUGGCGUCGACGUGUUGAAGCUUGAAACCAAUGUCGCAGUCCCUGAGAUCGGUGAGGACCAGGUUCUGAUCAAAGUGGUUGCCGCUGCUCUCAACCCCGUUGAUUCCAAAAGGCGAGCCGGCAAAUUCAAGGCCACUGAUUCGCCUCUUCCGACUGUUCCAGGGUAUGAUGUUGCUGGAGUGGUGGUGAAAGUAGGGAAGCAAGUGAAGGAUUUGAAGGAAGGAGACGAAGUUUAUGCAGAUGUUAGUGAGAAAACACUGGAGGGGCCGAAACAGUUUGGAUCCUUAGGGGAGUACACAGCCGUCGAGGAGAAACUGGUAGCUCUUAAGCCCAAAAACAUUGGAUUUGCAGAGGCAGCUUCCCUCCCUCUUGCAGUUGAGACUGCCUAUGAAGGCCUUGAAAGAGCUGCAUUUUCCCAGGGAAAAUCCAUUCUUGUUCUUGGUGGAGCUGGUGGCGUCGGAUCCCUAGUCAUACAGUUGGCAAAGCAAGUGUUUGGCGCUUCUAAAGUGGCUGCUACUGCUAGCACACCUAAGCUGGAUCUUCUCAAAAGCUUAGGAGUUGAUUUGGCUAUCGACUACACUAAACAAAACUUUGAAGACUUGCCGGACAAAUUCGAUCUGGUUUUCGACACAGUUGGGCAAGGUGAUAGGGCUGUUAAGGCGUUGAAGGAAGGAGGAAGCGCUGUCGUCCUAACUGGCCCUGCCGAGCCACCCGGUUUUAGGUUUGUGAUAACUUCAACAGGAGAGACCCUGAAGAAGCUAAAUCCUUAUCUGGAGAGUGGGAAGCUCAAGGCCAUUGUGGAUCCUAAGGGGCCAUUCCCUUUCGACAAGGUUCAUGAAGCUUUCUCGUAUCUUGAAACCGGUCGUGCUACUGGAAAGGUCGUCAUAUAUCCCACUCCUUAGAUUAUUAAGUACUAUAUAAUCAAAAUCACAACAGUUUUAAGAACAGAUAACUUUUAACUUUGACGUGCCUUUUUGGCCAUUGCAAUAAGAGAAAGGUUGGUAUUGUUCAAAA
Molecule: messenger RNA, 1784 nt
Organism: Salvia splendens (bonfire salvia)
Lineage: Eukaryota; Viridiplantae; Streptophyta; Magnoliopsida; Lamiales; Lamiaceae
Product: 2-methylene-furan-3-one reductase
Exons: 4
Coding region: 524-1672 (382 amino acids)
Molecular function (GO): oxidoreductase activity, acting on the CH-CH group of donors, NAD or NADP as acceptor; zinc ion binding
Source: RefSeq, a predicted model, not a curated record